This is a messenger RNA of Caenorhabditis auriculariae, 1537 nucleotides long. The record is from the annotation of a GenBank genome assembly. Lineage: Eukaryota; Metazoa; Nematoda; Chromadorea; Rhabditida; Rhabditidae.
AUGAAACGUUUUAUUUUGUUACUCGCCUUCGUUGCUCUUUCCUGUACUCAUCCAGUUGCCGACAGAUUCCAGGUAAUUGUAAUUGUCACUUGGAGUCAAAACGGCUCUAUAAGAAAGUGUUUUUUUUUCCAUCCUAAUUGAAUAUAAAUUUGUUUCGAAAACAUCUUUCAGACUACUUUUUUCAGUAUCUUGACCUGGAGUCUGAGAAACCGAUGCAACACAUACGAAUCGGUGCCCAUGGCAUUAUAUCAGAAACAGAUCAUAUGGACGGCCAGCCAACACAGCUGCAGAAUCAGUGAGUCAAAAUUUGUAGGUAUAAUUUAUAUACCGUAUAAAGACACCUUUUUUUCUUGUUGGAAGAUGAUGUUUUUUUGUAUUAGUAAGCGUAGCAUGCGCUGCGUUUUGUUUGCGUCAUCAAUUUUUCUCAGAAGGUUAUCUGGAAUAAGGAACCUGUGACGAAAGACUGAGUUUGUCCUUUAGUCAUGAUCCUUUUCGCAGAACUCCCAAUCGAACGAGAUAACAAAAAAACAUUCAACUUCUCUUGGUAUAGGGAAAAGUUGAUACACAAAGUUUGAUGGUCUGAAAAAGAAAAAGUUCCGUUUCAAAGUAGGCUGUAUUUAACUGUUGUGAUUCUAAAAAACCCGAAUCUACUGUGAAUUUCGAUGAAAAGUUUGAGUGAUUCAGACAUUUUCCACUCUCUUGAGAACUGAAAAGCUCAAUGAGUCAAGCAACUAAUUAGUUUUAGGGUGAGACUCGAGAUUUUUCUCAAGAGCAAAAAUUUUUUCUCAUUUUUUUCCCAAAUGCAGUCGAUAAGCUGAGGUCUUUCCCUGAUAAGGAGUUCGGUGGCAAUUUUCGUGAUAUCCGGUGAUUAGAAACGGCAAAAAAAUGACCACUCCAAUUAUUCUCGAAAGGUUUCUUGCGUGAGAAGCGGAACUGAACUUUUUCUUGUUUCAUGAUGUAGUACUGAAAAUUGAAGUUCGUCGGGGCAACUUUUCUUUUUUGAAACAAAAGGAAAAUGGGAAAUAAACAGAUAAGCAAGAAGUAGUCUAAUGAACUAUGUCCCUGAUUAGCUUUACUUUGAAUAAGUUAUAGUUAUGAACAGAAUAGAGGUAUCAGAAUUGCAGUGAAAAAAAGAUUUGUUGAACCAUCACGCCUGAAAAAAAAAACUCCUAAAACCAAAAAACGUUACAGUCCGCAGUUGGUGGACGACUCGGUGCUAGCUCAACGACUGCAAGUGAUCGAGCUGAGCAGCGAGGAGGACGGAGACUCGGCUUCUGAAGACGACGUCCUCGCCGACAUCGCCGAAGUCGUCGACGAGCCACUGACGACGUCGAAGCCGGAGGAAACGCCGCCCGUGGCUCCCGCCUACACGGGCUACCGGAUGACGCACUGGCGAAUGCACGUCGCCGUCGUCGCCGUCGUUCUUCUGCUGCUGUGCAUCGCGCGUCUCAUGCACAAGACGCUCAAGACGGAGGACGAGUGCCGCGGAUCCCGCUACUAUGAUCAUCCUUUCUCCCAGAUGCACGAAGAAAAGUAA